CAGAGAUAAUGGUCACCUAGGGGUGAAGGUUACCACCAAAGAACAUCAUUUUGGUCUAGGGGCUCUAGUUUCUGAAGCUGAAAAAUACCAGAAUACUUUCCAGCAAGAACAAGAAGUGAGAAACCAAGAUAGAUUCAUCUCUACACUGAAAUUACAGGCAUUUGGAUACCUUCGUGAUAAAACAGGCCCUUUUCUUCAUCUGUUGAUGGUUUGAUAGUGGGUUGGGAAGGAAAGCUGUGAUCCUCCACAUUAGUCAGCAGAUACUUGAUUGAUUUGGUAUUUAGCUUAGUCAAAUUGAAGAUCUCAAACAGACAAAUCAUGGCUUGGAAGAAUAUGUUAAGAAACUCUUGGAUAGUAAGGAGGUGGUAAGCAGUCAAGUAGAUGAUUUAACCACCCACAAUGAGCAACUUUGUAAAGAAUUGAUUAAAAUUGGCCAACUAGCGGAGCAACUAGAAAAAGAGAAAAAUUUUGUUGUGGAUACCGCUGACAAGGAACUUGAAGAAGCAAAGAUUGAACGCAUUUGCCAGCAAAAUAACAUAACAGUAUUGGAAGAUACAAUAAAAAGGCUUAGAUCAACUCGAUUCCUUUGUCAAGACUUUAGAAGCAGACAGAGAUUACUAUAAAAGUGAAGCUCAAAAUUUGAGAAAAAUGAUCAGAAGUAGAUCUAAAAGUCCAAGACGCCCAUCUCCAUCUUCCCGGGGUGCAAACUGUGAUGUAGAGCUUUUGAAGACAACAAGAGAUCGUGAAGAACUUAAAUGCAUGCUGGAAAAGUAUGAGCGUCAUUUGGCAGAAAUUCAGGGUAAUGUCAAGGUUCUUACAUCUGAGAGAGACAAGACCUUUCUUCUUUAUGAACAGGCACAGGAAGAAAUUGCCCGACUUCGGCGGGAAAUGAUGAAAACCUGUAAGUCUCCUAAAUCAACAACAGCGCAUGCUAUUCUUCGGCGGGUGGAAACUGAAAGAGAUGUUGCCUUCACGGAUUUACGAAGAAUGACCACAGAGCGAGAUAGUCUGAGGGAAAGGCUAAAGAUUGCUCAAGAGACAGCAUUCAAUGAGAAGGCUCACUUGGAACAAAGGAUAGAAGAGCUGGAGUGUACAGUUCAUAAUCUUGAUGAUGAACGUAUGGAGCAAAUGUCAAAUAUGACUUUAAUGAAGGAAACCAUAACCACUGUGGAAAAAGAAAUGAAAUCACUAGCAAGAAAGGCAAUGGAUACUGAAAGUGAACUUGGCAGACAAAAAGCAGAGAAUAAUUCUUUGAGACUUUUAUAUGAAAACACAGAAAAAGAUCUUUCUGAUACUCAGCGACAUCUUGCUAAGAAAAAGUAUGAGCUACAGCUUACUCAGGAGAAAAUUAUGUGCUUGGAUGAAAAAAUUGAUAAUUUUACAAGGCAAAGUAUUGCCCAGCGAGAAGAAAUCGGCAUUCUUGGUGCAACACUCAAUGAUCUGGCUAAGGAAAAGGAAUGCCUGCAAGCAUGUUUGGAUAAAAAAUCUGAGAAUAUUGCAUCCCUUGGAGAGAGUUUGGCAAUGAAAGAAAAGACAAUUUCAGGCAUGAAGAAUAUCAUUGCUGAGAUGGAACAGGCAUCAAGACAGUCUACGGAAGCCCUAAUUAUGUGUGAACAAGAUAUUUCCAGAAUGCGUCGGCAACUGGAUGAAACAAAUGAUGAGCUGGCUCAAAUUGCCAGGGAAAGAGAUAUCUUGGCUCAUGAGAAUGACAAUCUCCAAGAACAGUUUGGCAAAGCCAAACAAGAAAACCAGGCACUAUCCAAAAAAUUGAAUGAUACGCAUAAUGAACUUAAUGACAUAAAACAAAAGGUCCAAGACACUAAUUUGGAGGUUAACAAGCUGAAAAAUAUAUUAAAGUCUGAAGAAUCUGAAAACCGGCAAAUAAUGGAGCAACUCCGAAAAGCUAAUGAAGAUGCUGAAAACUGGGAAAAUAAGGCCCGCCAAACAGAGGCCGAUAACAAUACCCUCAAACUGGAGCUUAUCACGGCUGAAGCAGAGGGUAAUAGGUUAAAAGAAAAAGUAGAUGCUCUCAACAGAGAGGUGGAGCAACACUUAAAUGCAGAAAGAUCUUACAAGUCCCAGAUUUCAACCUUACACAAAUCUGUUGUGAAGAUGGAAGAGGAGCUUCAGAAGGUUCAGUUUGAAAAGGUAUCUGCACUUGCAGAUCUGUCUUCCACAAGGGAACUCUGUAUUAAACUUGACUCAAGCAAAGAACUUCUAAAUCGACAGCUGGUUGCUAAAGAUCAAGAAAUAGAAAUGAUGGAGAAUGAGUUAGAUUCUGCUCGUUCUGAAAUAGAACUCCUCAGGAGUCAGAUGACAAAUGAGAGAAUCUCCAUGCAGAAUCUAGAAGCUUUGCUGGUGGCCAAUCGAGACAAAGAAUAUCAGUCUCAGAUAGCACUUCAAGAAAAAGAAUCUGAAAUUCAGCUUCUUAAAGAACACCUUUGUUUGGCAGAAAAUAAAAUGGCUAUCCAGAGUAGAGAUGUGGCCCAGUUCAGAAAUGUCGUGACACAAUUGGAAGCGGAUUUAGACAUUACUAAAAGACAACUAGGGACAGAGCGCUUUGAAAGGGAGAGGGCUGUCCAAGAACUUCGCCGCCAGAAUUACUCAAGUAAUGCUUAUCAUUUGAGCUCAAUGAAGCCAAGUUCAAAAUGUCACUCACCAGAACGUGCUCACCAUCGAUCUCCUGACCGAGGCCUCGAUCGAUCACUAGAAGAGAAUCUUUGUUAUAGAGAUUUCUGACACAGAUUCUUCACAUCCUUGAAAAGGUCAAAGAUACAAACGGAUUUUUUGCUAUAUGGUUGCAUUUAUCUUUUGAAUGCUUCACGGUGUUAAAUGUUUUUAUUAAUUUUGUGCCUCUGAAUCUGUUCUUGUGUGCCAUAUUGCAGUGGUCUGAGAUGACUUAUACAAACAAAAAAUGCAUAUGGCUCUUUCUAUCCGUACAGUAAUAGUGAGUGUAAAAUCUGCUUACUUCACUAUUGAACACUGUUUUGUUAACUAUCCGGAGUAAAUAAAGAAGCUUAAAAAAGAGGGAAAAGUGUUUAUAUAAAACUGAUUUCCUUUUAUUUCUUGGUAUCUCAACUAACUGGUUGAUUAAGUUUUUUCUUUGUUAUUUAUGUUUUCAUGGCUGGAGAAAUAGUGCCAAAAUAGGCACAGUUUACCAACACUGGCCUGGGACCCAAUAUUGCAUUUUGGAACCAGCCUGACAUAAAUUCCAUGCCACAGUCUGACUUCAAAGCAGCAGAAAGUAGGGGUCUGUCAGGGUUUUAAAUCCAUACUAUUGUAUCACUCAAAGACUACUUAACAUGCAUUUUCUACAAUUGUGUUUACUCCUACUAUUUUUUAGAAAGGUAGGUGAUGAUACAUCUGUCAAGAAUGUAAGAUUUUCUUAAAAUCUGUAUUUUUAAUAAGUUUUCUUUAAAACAUUAAAGUACUGCAAUCAACUUAAUUGCCAUUUUAUUUUAUUUUGCCUGUGGCAGCUGUGUGUAAUCUAGAGUAGCAGUUAAUUGAUGUUACCUUUUUUUCACCCCUAAAAUCUUCUAAAUCUCUUUUCUGUCCAUGGGCUUUGAUUUAAUGUUGAUAUUAGAGCCUGAUUACUACUGUAUUUUACUGAUAUAAGCUAUUUGUAUUCUUGCAUUUUAAUAAACCAAAACAAGUCCUGUCAUUAAUAGUA
Castor canadensis (American beaver) is the source of this 3670-nucleotide messenger RNA. Lineage: Eukaryota; Metazoa; Chordata; Mammalia; Rodentia; Castoridae. The record is from RefSeq and is a predicted model, not a curated record.